Messenger RNA from Heterocephalus glaber (naked mole-rat), 4308 nucleotides. RefSeq names its product multimerin 1 (gene Mmrn1). Lineage: Eukaryota; Metazoa; Chordata; Mammalia; Rodentia; Bathyergidae. Gene Ontology annotation, molecular function: calcium ion binding; protein binding. The record is from RefSeq and is a predicted model, not a curated record. Gene Ontology annotation, biological process: negative regulation of cell migration involved in sprouting angiogenesis; negative regulation of vascular endothelial growth factor receptor signaling pathway.
GAUCACCAAAAAAAUACCCUUCAGAAACAGGAAAUCACGCUUCCUGAGUCCACUUCUGAACACAGAAAUCUGUUUCCUCUACACGUUCCAAAUUGGCGAAACUCUGUCCUAGCACAUUCAGUGUGGAAACAGUUAUCAAAAAGUCUGGAAGGACUUGUCUCCCAACUUCACAUGAAACUUUUCGCUUCAAACUACUGAGAUGAAAGGAGCAAAGUUAUUUAUCCUCCUUUCUAGUUUAUGGAGUGGAGGCAUUGGACUUGACCACAUUAAGCAUCCUUUGACUACCCCUGCGGAUGAAAACUCCAAGAAUAUGACUUCUCUUUCAGCUCCUGCAAAUUACACACCAAGUUUUCAAAUGCUCUCAGGCACUCAGAACACAUCGACUAAGAUCUCUCUUACUCCUAUGCUGAGGACAUCUGAAGUGAAUCCUCUACAAUCAACAUUGCCUCCUUCAAAGUCAAGCCAGGCUCCUGAGAGUGUGAGAAACCAAACACCCACAGCCACAGGGAAGACAAAAGAAGAAGUGGUAAAGUUACAAAAGCUUGCCUUUCCAACCAAGCCCACCAUCAACAUCAAACCUGGAGCAGAGACAGUGGUCCUUUCCAACUCUACACUGAAAUUUCUUCAAAGCUUUGCCAGAAAGUCAAAUCAACAAGCAAACUCUCUAAAAUUAGCUGAUGGCAUGGGAAAUAGAUCCCCAAGGGAAACAUACCUCAGCAGAGGUGAUAGCAUUCGAAGCCAAAGACCCAGCUCUCAAAAGUCCAGUUUUGAAACAACUAGAGGAAAGAACUGGUGUGCUUAUGUACAUACCAGGUUAUCUCCCACUGUGGUGCUGGACAACCAGGUCUCCCAUGUUCCAAGUGGGAGAGGACCCUGUGUCUGGAUGGGUGGAUCCUGUCCUCAGAGAUCUCAGUGGAUAUCCAAUCCUGUCUACAAGAUGCAACAUAAAAUUGUUACCUCAUUGGAAUGGAAGUGCUGUCCUGGAUACAGUGGACCACAAUGCCAGCUAACAGCCCAGGAACAGCAGCAAUUGAUGCACAGCAACCAGGCUGAGAGUCACACGGCUGUUGACAGAGGAACAGUGGAGCAGACGCAGCUACAGCAGCAGCAAGACUGUGGCAACCCAGCAGUGGUGCAGAAACUGACUGACCAGAUGAACCAGCAGGCAGUGAAGCUGACUACUCUGCAGAAGAUGAUGGAUAGCAUUUAUGUGGCUGUGGGUGACUUAAGGACCACAUAUUCCUCAUUAGAAGGAAAAAUCAGCGAAGAUAAAAACAGAGAAUUUCAAUCUUUUCUAAAAGGUCUAAAAUCCAAAAGCAUUAAUGAUCUGGUGAAGGACAUAGUAAGAGAGCAAUUUAAAGUCUUUCGAAAUGACAUGCAAGAGACUGUGGCACAGCUCUUCAAGACUGUAUCAAGUCUAUCAGAGGACCUGGAAAACACCAGGCAAGUAAUUCGACAAAUGAAUCAGUCUGUGGCUUCAAUAGCUGUCCAGCAAAAGUCUGUUUUAAUCCAAGAAAAUAAGCCCACUUUGACUGAUAUAGUAGACCUAAAGAAUCGCAUUAUUAAUGUAAGGCAAGAAAUGACUACUACAUGUGAGAAGCCUAUUAAAGAACUAGAAGUGAAGCAAGCUCAUUUAGAAGGUGCUCUAGAACAACAACACAGGACAGGCGUUCUGUAUUAUGAAUCCCUCAAUAAGACUCUUGCUAAAAUGAAGGAAGUACAUGAUCAGCUUUUAUCUACUGAACGAGAGUCAGACAGAAAGAAUGUUCCCACUGCAGAAACAGUCAGCAACAAUGUCACCGCAUCCAUGGCUAUUCUGUAUGAGAAGAUAAGCAAGCAAGGUUUGAUGUUGCUUCAAAUAUUUGAUGAUUUCCACAUCCAAGACAGCAAGAUUAACAAUCUCACCAUCAGUUUGGAGAAGGAGAAAGAAUCCAUCAGGAGCGAAUGUGAGGACAUGCUAGCUAAGUGCAGAAAUGAUUUUAAAUUUCAACUUAAGGACACAGAAGAGAAUUUACUGGUGUUAAACCAAACAUUGGCGGAGGUUCUCUUUCCAAUGGACAAUAAGAUGGAUAAAAUGGGUGAGCAACUAAAUGAUUUGGCAUAUGACAUGGAGAUUCUUCAACCCUUUCUUGAGCGGGGAGCAUCACUUCAACAGACGAUGACAUACAACCAACCAAAAGAAGCAGCAGUUACAAAGAAAAAAGUGGAAAAUCUGAUCAGUGCUGUCAACAGCCUAAAUUUUCUAAUCAAAGAACUUACAAAACGACACAACUUACUUAGAAAUGAAGUACAGAGUCAGACUAAUGCCUUUGAACGACGUAUCAGUGAACAUGCAUUGGAAAUGGAAGAUGGCCUAAAUAAGACAGUGACUAUUAUGAAUAAUGCCAUUGAUUUCAUUCAAGACAACUAUGUGCUGAAAGAGACUUUAUAUACUACUAAGUGUAAUCCUGAAGUCCAUCACAAAUGCAACCAAAAUAUGGAAACCAUUUUGACAUUUAUUACUGAAUUCCAACAUUUGAAUGAUUCCAUUCAGAUUUUGGUCAAUGACAAUCAGAGAUAUAAUUUUGUCUUACAAGUCGCCAAGGCCCUUGCAGAUAUUCCUAAAGAUGAGAAACUGCAUCAGUCCAACUUUCAAAAAAUUUACCAAAUAUUCAAUAAAACUACUUCCCAGUAUCAGGAAAAUAUAAGUCAUCUGGAAGAAAAUUUAAUCUCAGCCACUAAAAGUUUCAAAAAUUUUGAAACUAGGCUGCAAGUCAUUGAAUCUAAAGUGACCCAGACACUUUUACCUUACUAUAUUUCAUAUAAAAGAAGCAUGAACACAAAUGAGAGAGAUCAAGCUCUUCAACUACAGGUAUUAAAUUCCAGAUUUAAGGCCCUGGAAGCAAAAUCCAUCCACCUUUCGAUUAAUUUCUCUUUGAUUAACAAAACUCUUCAUGAACUUCUAAUGAUGUGUCAUAAUGAUUCUACAAGUUCAUCAGAACUAAAUGUUACCACACCUAAGUGUAUAGAAGGUUCCUUGCCAGUUAGUGUGCAGAAAAGUCUGAUGGAAUUUGUAGAAUCAAUAAUUGAAAUAAAAACUCAAGCUGCCCUAUCUAAUUUCACUCGGUAUAUAGAUCACUUGUGGUCUGAUAGUCUGACAAAUGUUGCCGAAUCUCAGAAGCAUGUAAAAAAGCUAAAGAAACUUAAUACACUUAAGAAGCCAACAGUGAAUCUUACCACCACCCUGAUAAACCGGACCCAAAGAAACACGGACAACAUUGUAUAUCCUCCUGUAACAAAGGAGUAUUCAGGCUGCAGCAGCUUCCCAUGCCAGAACGGGGGCACAUGCAUAGACGGGAGAAUCAGCUUUACCUGUGCCUGCCGACAUCCUUUCUCUGGUAAAAACUGCACCAUCAAGCUGGUGGAAGAAACUGCUCUGGCUUCAGAUUUUUCCAAAGGAUCUUACAGAUAUGCACCAAUGGUGGCAUUUUUUGCAUCUCAUACAUAUGGAAUGACUACACCUGGCCCUAUCCUUUUUAAUAAUCUGGAGGUCAAUUAUGGAGCUUCAUAUAACCCAAGGACUGGAAAAUUCCAUAUUCCUUAUCUUGGAGUGUAUGUUUUCAAAUACACGAUUGAGUCAUUUAGUGCUCAUAGCUCUGGAUUUUUAGUGGUUGAUGGAAUAGACAAGUUUGCAUUUGAGUCUGAAAAUAUUAACAGUGAAGUACACUGUGACAGAAUUUUGACUGGGGAUGCCUUAUUAGAAUUAAAUUAUGGGCAGGAAGUGUGGUUGCGACUUGUAAAAGGAACAAUUCCAGGCAAGUUUCCCCCUAUUACUACAUUUAGUGGUUACUUGUUAUAUCGUACAUAAGUUAGUAUGAAAGACAGAUUAUCACCUUUACUGAAAACAGCUAGUGUUUUUAUUUAUCUUUGCAUACACAGCUGCUGCUUUUUAGUUUUUCUACACUAAGUGAAAACCAAAUUUUUUUAAAAAUUUGAGUGAAGCUCUAUGUAUGUUUAUUUCAUAAAAUUAUUUGCAUAUCUUUCAGUCUGUAUAUGAAGGAGUUCUUGCUCCUAAAGAAAUUUAGAGGCACAGGAAACAAAGUGCUUUUUUUUAGAGUAAGUAUUUUUAUUUUUGUUCUUUCAUUUUAAGUCAUUUCAAUUUAAAGUAAUAUAAAAUGUUAAUCACACAAUAUUGUUAGUCACUGUAAUCUUUCUAGUAGAACACUCAAUUUUUGUUGUAUCCCAUGUAUAUAAAUAUAUAACAAAUAUUUCCUAGGUUAAUAAACUCAAAUAAAUUACUCAAAGACCAUUAAAUGCUUUUUUAAACUA